AUGGAUUAUUUUAGUAAGUGGCCAGAAGUAUACGCUUUACCGAAUCAAGAGGCAAAAACAGUAGCAGAAGUGUUUGUACAAAACUGGGUAACAAGAUUCGGAGUCCCAAUAGAGUUGCACUCCGACCAAGGUAGAAACUUCGAAUCUACAAUAUUCCAAGAAAUUUGUACAAUGAUGGGCAUUAGAAAAACAAGGACAACGGCUCUGCAUCCACAGUCAGACGGCAUGGUAGAAAGAUUCAAUCGGACUCUAGAAGAACAUUUGCGAAAAGUUAUAAAUAAAUGCCAACGAAAUUGGGACAAGCACAUCCAAAUGUUUUUGAUGGCAUAUCGAUCGGCUAAGCAUGAGACAACGGGUCACACACCAGCGCGUGUGGUUUUUGGAUCUGAAUUGCGGCUUCCUUGCGACCUUAAGUUUGGAGCAACUAAUGCGGUUGAGCACAGUGAAGAAAACUACUGCGAUAUGAUGAAAAACGAAAUGAAUGAAUUACACCAACAGGUAAGACAACACAGCCAGCUGAUGAGUAAUAAGAUGAAAGAUCGAUUUGACCGAGCAGCAAAUUCUGAGGGAUUCGAAGAAGGCGACUUGGUGUUGCUAUAUAACCCCCAACGUAAGAAAGGUUUAUCUACGAAAUUACAAACAUCUUGGGAAGGACCGUAUAUGAUUAUGAAACGGUUGAAUGACGUCGUGUACCGUAUCCAGCGUUAUGGAACGACUUGUUGCAAAAUGAAGGUAGUGCACCUGGAGAGGCUUGCUCCGUACGGCUCUAAAGGAUUUGUGCCUGAUCGGGUCGAUCAGGCUUAA
Teleopsis dalmanni is the source of this 804-nucleotide messenger RNA. RefSeq lists its product as uncharacterized. Gene Ontology annotation, biological process: DNA integration. Bases 1 to 804 code for a protein of 267 amino acids. NCBI's taxonomy places the organism in Eukaryota, Metazoa, Arthropoda, Insecta, Diptera, Diopsidae. The record is from RefSeq and is a predicted model, not a curated record. The transcript has a single exon. Gene Ontology annotation, molecular function: nucleic acid binding.